Synchytrium microbalum is the source of this 1128-nucleotide messenger RNA. RefSeq lists its product as uncharacterized. Lineage: Eukaryota; Fungi; Chytridiomycota; Chytridiomycetes; Synchytriales; Synchytriaceae. Gene Ontology annotation, molecular function: protein binding. Gene Ontology annotation, biological process: cell division. The record is from RefSeq and is a predicted model, not a curated record. The transcript has 3 exons. The coding region runs from base 1 to 1128 and encodes 375 amino acids.
AUGACGAGAUCCAAGGCUACUACAAAAGACAAUUCCAAACCAAACAAGGUCAUAACAGCAGAUGCUCUCUUGAUCAGAGCUCAAACAUGUCUUGAAACAUUGGACUACGACCUCGCCCGUAAAUUCCUAGCCAGAGCACUGGAAAUAGAUACUAAUCAUGUACAAGUACUCGAAACAUUGGGUGUCGUCGAGCUAGAUUCGGCAACAUCGCCGGAAUCGGACAACAUUAAUCGAGCUCGACAGUAUUUGAUGCGAGCAAUGGAACUCGCUCCAAAUGAUGGAAGUCACAAGUAUUUGUGCUUGGGACAGCUUAGUAGUGGCAUGGAAGCGUUGGCGUUCUAUGAGAAGGGGUUGGAGUUGAUGGAGAAGGAAAGAACAGUUGCGCAAGUUGACGAUGCUGAAGACGCAGAGGUCACUGCUUGCAAAAUGGCUCAAGCACUAUGCUCCAUGGUUGAGAUUUACAUGACUGAUUGCUGUGAUGAGGCUGAUGCAGAGAGCAGAGCAGAAUCUCUAUCCCUACGAGCCAUAACAUUGGACCCACAAAACCCGGAGCCAUACCAAACUCUCGCAUCAGUCAAGAUAUCACAAUCCAACCUUACAGGUGCACGAGAAUAUAUAGAAAAGUCGCUCGACAUAUGGGAGCUGCUCAGUCCAGACUCACCAUACUACCCAUUAUAUCCAACAAGACUGGCCUGUACGAAAAUAUUGAUUGAACUUGACCUGUUUGAUCGAGCCAUGCUCGUCUUGCAAUCGCUGGAACGUGAUAACGAUCAAGAUCCCGAAAUGUGGUAUCUGUAUGGGUGGUGUUAUUAUAGGUGGGGUGGGGGAGUUGAUAUAAGUGCUACUUCAGCAUUGCCAGCACCAGUACUCGACACGGCGGAAAAGAAGGCCGUCAUAGCUCUAGAUGCUAGUAUGGAUGUUGAUGAGGUCGAUCGGGUCGAGUACUGGCAAGAUGCUAUAGAGUGUUUUGAACAAGCGGUGGCCUUAUUUGCAAAGGAUGUCGAGUACGAUGGGUCGGAUAUUUCAAGGCAUGCUGUAGUAUUGUUAGCAGAACUGCAGGCAUAUGUGGCUUCAGCACCGAACGCUGAUUCGGAGGAUGUGGGUGAUAGCAUGGAUGUAGGUCAGUAA